ACCCCUCUGGGCACGCGCACAGGAAACCUCUUGCCACACACACCAGCUGCGGUCAUUCUAGCCAAUAUCACCCCACUCGUUUCCCCGCCCCUAAGGGCCUCUCACGCUCUCUUUCAUUCCACCAGCUAUAACUGCAACUGCUCGGCAUCGACAACAGCUGACUGCUAAGCCUCCAAUGAGCGGCAGCACCAAGAACAACGUAGAGGCUAACCCCGCUGGGCAGGUCUGGGCUUCACCACAGGACGAGACUGGCCCGUUUCCUGAUGGGACCGAACCACUCCCUGACUCCCCGACCACAAUAGCUCGCCGCCACUCGUACCCCUCCAGAAAGGAGUCCAAAGACAUUGAAAGGAAUGUGAAUAUGAAAGGAGUGCCAAUCCAGGCGAUCGAAUCGAGGGUGCCGCGGAGGGGCAAGACGACUCUAGAAGUCGUGAGGGAGCACACAUCUAUGUUGCUCAAGCCGCAGAAUCCGCCGCCUCCGGAUCACCCCAAGCCGACUUGGGCAGGAAGCUUGAAAGCCGUUGUAACUGCCAGUUGGCUCAACGUUUUGCUCGUUUGUAUCCCCGUCGGCUGGGCUCUCCAUUUCACAAGUGUCACUCCCAUUAUCGUUUUCAUAUUCACGUUCCUUUCUAUCAUUCCACUUGCGAAACUGCUAGCCUUCGCAACGGAGGAGAUUUCGCUUCGGGUUGGACAAACUCUAGGAGGAUUAUUAAACGCUACUCUUGGCAAUGCUGUCGAACUAAUUGUUGCGAUCAUCGCGCUGGCACAAUGCAAGCUCACGAUCGUACAGUCAUCGCUGGUGGGCUCUAUUCUUAGCAACCUGCUCCUGGUUCUCGGCAUGUGCUUUUUCGCAGGUGGGACUAAAUAUUCCGAACAAGGAUUCUUGGUUGCGCCAGCGCAGCUGAACUCAUCCUUGCUCGUUUUGAGUGUGAUUGCUGUUCUUCUGCCCGCUGCGUUCAACAUGGCGAUCACCGCGAGCAACAACGCGGACAACAAUACCAGCAAUGAUGUCAGUCCCCAAAAGGAAGGACAUGAUAUUCUUCAGAUGAGUCAUGGAGUAGCUGUCAUCCUUCUCAUAAUCUACGCCUGCAACCUGAUCUUCCAACUCUGGUCACAUGCGAAUGUCCUGAAUGAGGCUGCCUCCAAGUCCACCGCAUAUCCAGAAAAUAUCAAUCUGAAAUAUCAAUACAAGAAGAUGGGCAAGAGGCUGCAGAAGAUUGGCCGGCAGCGCAGCAAGGAUGACGAGGAGGUUCAGAGCGAGCCGGGAGCAGCAACUGCCUCAACUACGAGCCAUGAGCAGCAGUCGGGUGCGCGACAGCGUGUACCAGUAGAGUCUGCUGAGAAGACACCUGGGGCAGUGGAAAGGGCUGAGGCUCAUGAAGAAACUUCGGAAGCAGGAGAAGAACCCGAGUAUCCUACGAUGAACUUCGCCACUUGUGUCAUCCUCCUGAUCGUUGUUACUGUGCUCGUUGGCGUCACGGCCGAGUUCCUCGUGGAUUCCAUCGACGGUGUGACAGCUACUGGACACAUCAGCGAAGAAUGGGUCGGCUUGAUCCUCCUCCCGAUUGUCGGCAACGCAGCAGAACAUGUCACGGCAGUGACAGUAUCGGUGAAGAACAAGCUCGAUCUCUCUAUGGGUGUCGCAGUCGGAUCUAGCAUCCAGAUUGCUCUUUUCGUUAUCCCGUUCAUCGUGGUCCUCGCAUGGAUUAUGGGUAAGCCACUGACUAUGUUGUUUGAUCCUUUCGAGAGUGUGGUGUUGUUCCUCGCUGUGUUAACAGUUAACUACGUCGUUGCCGAUGGUCGGAGUAACUGGCUGGAGGGGAUGAUUCUCAUGAAUCUAUACGCAAUUGUAGCCGUCGCUUUCUGGUUCUACCCUGGCUUUAACCCGUCAUCUACGCUGGGCCUCACGUGCUAGUAAAGAGCCAGUCAUACUUGAUCUCUACAGAAGCGGCGGCGGAGGGUAUUAUCUGGUGCAUAUACACAGGGAACUUCCGCAGAUAACUGUACGCAUACACCUAGCACGUCGCGGGACGCGUUGGGCAGUGGUUGGGUGUUGAAGUCGGCACUUCGUAUUAGUCGAUUUCAGUGGGCUCUGGGAGCUUGUCAUGCGCAUUUCCCCUUCUCUAUUGUACGAUUACCUAGUCGGAGAGAUACCCUACAGUCAUUCAGCAUACAUCUAGC
This is a messenger RNA of Dacryopinax primogenitus, 2181 nucleotides long. RefSeq names its product calcium/proton exchanger. Gene Ontology annotation, molecular function: calcium:proton antiporter activity. The record is from RefSeq and is a predicted model, not a curated record. NCBI's taxonomy places the organism in Eukaryota, Fungi, Basidiomycota, Dacrymycetes, Dacrymycetales, Dacrymycetaceae. The transcript is spliced from 11 exons. Gene Ontology annotation, cellular component: fungal-type vacuole membrane. Gene Ontology annotation, biological process: intracellular calcium ion homeostasis; calcium ion transmembrane transport. The coding region runs from base 176 to 1915 and encodes 579 amino acids.